Molecule: messenger RNA, 3088 nt
Organism: Geodia barretti
Lineage: Eukaryota; Metazoa; Porifera; Demospongiae; Tetractinellida; Geodiidae
Source: the annotation of a GenBank genome assembly
GCUAAAUUGGAGAAGAGCCCACGUGGUGCAACCAUAAUGUUGUCUUCUCGGCUUUUGCCGGGUCUGGGCAGAGUUCCCGGGCCUCUCCAGUGGAACCAGGUCCGUGGGAGUAAGCAGAAGUUCGGGGGAGCCACCAGGGACCCGUUCAAGUCGUUGCAGAGAAAGCUGGGUCGAGAACAGCAGCGAAAACACGCCAAGGUCCCGCUCAUGAGCGAGGAGAGAUCCCAGAUACGGAGAUUGGCGCCCAUAACUACAACCAGCCUAGGACAAUUGGUUGCUACCUACGCUCCAUUUGAAAAGUUUGCAAGAGCUCCAUUUUACACUAGGGCGUGGUUGAGUCAGAGACGAAAGGCUUUCACAGAGAGCGUUGGGACCAUCUACUCGUGAGUUGCGUGCCGUCCGAGUUAUUUCAGGGUACAGUAGUGGUGUUGUGAAGGUUGGCCAUUAUACGGAGGAGGCUGCGGAAAAUGGAUCCAUUUCGACCGGUGGAGUUUGCCAAGUCUGCUCAGCAACAGCUCAUCGAUACAAAUGCUGCGCUACGAGACAAGGAUAAACGCAGGCUUCGGGCCUUGUUGACCGAAAACGCAGUUGAGGUAUGGAAGAGAGCCUAAAUAUUGUAUUAUUACUCCCGCUAUAGUCCCUGAAAGAAGAGGUGGAGCAUCGGCAAUUUGUGUGGAAGUUUCUGGAACAAAUUGAGCGGCCCCGAGUCGUCAAUGCCAAAAUCAUCCCCAUGGAGAGCAAGGAAAACUACUUUGCACAAGUCGUCGUGCGAUUACAUUCCUCACAGGUUAUGGUGGUUUAUAAUGCUGUUGGUCAUAUUCUGAGAGGCCACCCAAGCAAGCCCAAUAGAGUGAUAGACUAUGUGGUAAUGGAGCGACAUCUGGAGACCAUGGGCAGUGGACUCGGAUGGAGGAUAGCGGGGAAGCUUCCACCACAAAUCCCAUGGAAAAAGGCUUUGCCAACAACGUCAGACAAGCCUCAAGGGGCCCUGCCCACUGCAUGACAAGACUCCACCAUGUUUAAUUUGUGUGUAUAUUAUGUUUUGUGAUGUCAGAGGUAUGUAUGUAUAAGGUGCAGCGGAAAAUUAAAGAUACCCGAGCUUUGAUUGAGGCGUGUAUACCGCGCGUGCGGUUAGGUUUCCGAAUAAAGACGGCGCGUGCGAGGAAUUUGCCGUUCGUUCGCCGAGCUAAGUGAGAGACUAUGCGAGUCAAAAUACCAGGAAGGUGCUUCUCACUCCGCUCCGUGUUGAGAGACUCUCUGAUGCUGCUGGCCGGAACAGUGAUGGGGAUACUACUGAGCCGGGCGAUAUUCGAUGUCCGCGGAUCCCCGACCUCGCGUCAACUUGCCCUCAGCAAGCGACUCACGGCCCUUCCGGACACGUACACUACUGCUGCCGUCAGACUAGCAAUAACCGCUGCCUCCAUCCCUGAUAACGAAUCCUCUUCGGAGCUGUGGAUUCAGGAAGAAGAGGCAACCAAAGUUGUUUUAGGCUCGGCCGGGGCAGGCCCGCCGGUAGUAAACAGCGCACUGGUGCAUCAGCAGCGAGCGAGAACGGCCGGGGGGAAAGACGUUAUCUCCAUGCAGAAGCGACCGAAGACGCUCGCGGAAGAGCUCGGUGGGAACAUGAAGCGCCCGCUGUUUGUGGGUGUCGUUACUUCCAAAAAGCUGCUGCCGACUAGAGGUGUAGCUAUCAACAAGACAUGGGGCCAGACGCUAGGACAAAACAUUCGCUUCUUCUCCUCUGCAAACACGCACCCCCUGCCAAACUUACCAGUGGUGUCUCUACCUGGGACAGACGACACCUACCCGCCUCAGAAGAAGGUCUACCGCAUGUUGAAAUACAUGUACGACCACUUCAUAAACCAGUACAACUGGUUUAUGAGGGCUGACGACGACCUUUACGUCAGGGUCGGUCCCCUAGUGGAAUUCCUAUCGACUCUCGACCCGUCCACGGAUCUGUAUAUCGGGCAACCGGGCAUCGGGAAACCGGACGACUGGGAACGAAUACAACUCUACCCCAACGAGCACUACUGCAUGGGUGGUCCGGGUGUGGUUCUGAGUAGGUCCCUGCUCGUUAAACUGGCCCCGCAUCUCGAAGAGUGUCUCGGUAACGUGGUGGUGUCGUGGAAUGAAGAUUUGGAGGUGGGACGGUGCAUCAUGAGGAGACUGGCCAUCCAGUGCACCUGGAGUUAUGAGCUGAAAGACAAAUUCUACCAAGAUUACUCGAUGGGAGAAAUAUUCAACUCCAGCGACGUCUACCACAACCAGAAACUCCAGAACAUCCUGACCCUUCAUCCGCUGAAAUCCCCUCGACUCAUGUACAGAGUCCACCAGUUUUUCCUCGAACUUGCACUCAGUCGCGCAGAGUCAAAAGCAGAACACGUACACUGGGACUUGGAGAAGAUUUCGGCUCUUACAGGCAAAGGCCACGCCUUCUCCUAGCCCUGCUUUCUUGUCUGUUUCACCACCACUCUCUCUCAUUUCCAUCUCUUAGAGUCUUUUUCACAAAAUACAUGUAUCAUAGUUCAUUUUAAAGCUCCAUCUUACUCCUAUUUACAGGUAGGUCUUUGUGUUAUUGUUAUUUUAACUCUUUCCGUUUCCUCAUGCAAUUUGUGGGUAUAGUGCAGACUUUCAUUAUCAGCUUGCCACUUCACCCACCACUGUGGUUUCUCACCGUUUCUUUCAACUAAACACGAACCAAUCACAUCAUAAUUAUAGUCGAAAGACUUAAAAACGAAGGAUGAGGUGAUAAAAUGUGAGCGAGAGGGUUUCAUGGAUACAAACAGUUCACCUAGCUAUGGCUGGAAUGUAGUACUGAAGUGACGCAUGUUCGUGGAGUAAAAAUAUUUGAAGACCUUUGCCGUCGGUAAUGUCUGUGGUGAGUGAUACAUUGCACAUUGAUCACCCACAGAAAUUAGGGGAGUGGGAGGCUGUGCUAUAGCUCAACAGUAUUAUAGUGAUUGGUACAAAGGAACUUAUAUGGACAUCAGAGCCAUUAGUUACGUACAGGUCUUGGCUGUGGGAUUGUGUACUGCCUAUAAUAUAAUAUACCUCCUGGAGAAUACUAGGAGGGGCAACUCACUAGCAG